CUGCGCCGUGCCGAGCUGGAAAAUGGCUGUGCGCAAGAGCAGGGAGUUAUGAACGGCAGACGAAAGAAGGAGCGCGAGGAGGACGGCGACGCCAGCGCGUGAAGCUACAGGUUGGCCGACAGGUUUCCACGAGGAGCCAGCGCGCGCACAUUAUUAAGAAAAAAAGCAGAUAAAGCAGAGCUCCGCCACUUUGAAGGUUCCAGCUCCGGAGCCCAAAGUGCGAAGAAACAUCCGCGGAUGAAGCUACACCGAUGAGGAUGAUAAGUGGGCCGAUGUUAGCAGCUUGUUGGUGGAUAAAUCUGAAUCUGUGUCUGUGUUGGCUGAUGAGUUCAAACCAGGUUUCAGGUCGGCCACAGUUCCAGCCCAGAACGUGUUGCGGCUCUGAGGGAACCGGACAGGACUCGGCCGCCCGUCCUCCGAUCAGACCGCUGGAUUUGACCGCGGAGAGCCAGCAACGCAGGGCCCUCGACCUGAACCAGGCUGCUCCAGUAGCAGCCAGACGGCGGGUUUCUGCUGCCUGAAGGAGCAUGUUGCCGACGCUGUCCCUCUGCUCCAUCAUCUGGCUCAACCGGGGUAUCAAGCUGAGGAAAGUGUCCACCAACACCGGCCAGCUCUGAGACCGCUGCCACGCCACAGCAGCACAGCGCCACCUGAUCACCUUUUAAACAUGCUCCUCAGCUUCGGGUGACUUCCCCUCCUCCCCUCCUCCCCCUGACCCGUUAGGCCACGGUACCAGCACCAGACUGCAGUGACUCAUCUUUGGUUUCUGAGGAGGACUUGUGCACAGCUCAGUGGGACUCGGGCUGCACCAUUUAAUCCUCCGUUCGGUGGCCAUUUUAAUUUUUGACUCUGUUACAAAAUGGCGGCGGAAGGUUUCCAGUACCGUGCCCUCUAUACGUUUACCAAGGACCAGGAGGAGGACUUGGACCUGCAGCCGGGAGACCUCCUGACGGUCAGCAAGGCGUCUCUGAUGUCCAUGGAGAGCUUCCAGGAGGGCUGCGUGGAGCAGCCCGAGCGCCUGGGCUGGCUCCUCGGCUACAACGAGCGCACCAAGCAGAGGGGCGACUUCCCCGGGACGUACGUCGAGUACGUGGGACCCAUCAAGAUGACGCAGCCGUCGAGUCAACCCAGAUCCCAGCGACCGCUCCCCGCCGCUCCCAGACCGGAACCGGCUCCAGCUGUGUCGGUGCCGGACCUGAGCGAGCAGUUCACGCCGCCGGAGACGGCUCCCCCGGCCCUCGUCGGCCUGAUCCAAGCCAUAGAGAGGAGAGGUCUGGACUGUAAGUGGCUGUACCGGUCAGUCGGCUCCGCAGACAGCCCGGCCUACGGCCUGAGCUCCGAGAGCGACGUGGGUCAGAGGGAUGUCGGCUACCUGUCUGAGAGCGUCCUGCACUACCUGAGAGACCUGCCGUCACCAGUCAUCCCUCCCUGCAUCUACCCACACCUGCAGACUGCUGUGAUGCAGCAGCAGGUCCUGCAGCAGUCGACAGACGGAGCGGUCGCUGGUAGCUGUGACAGAGAGGUGAGCUUGGUCCUGGAGAGUUCCACCGCCGUCCCCCUCCACCACCGCCUCACCCUGCAGUACCUCCUCACUCACCUGGCCAAGGUGGCCCAGGCUCAGGCCAGCAACGACCUGGACACGCACACGCUGGGGAAGAUCUUCGGCCCGCUGCUGGUCCGGACGGGCCCCUCCACCCCUUGGUUGCCGUCAGAUGAGGAGUUCCCUGCCUUGGUGGUGGAGAGGCUGCUGAUAGAGAGGACCACAGAGCACAACCUCACUCCUCCAGUUCUCCCAGCGAAGCCAGUCAAGUCCAAAAUGACGCCGGCGGCCAUGACGGACACGAGCAGCCUGCUGAACGACGCAGAGUGGUACUGGGGGGAAAUUUCCAGAGAGGAGGUGAAUGAGAAGCUGCGAGACACUCCAGACGGGACCUUCCUGGUGCGAGACGCCUCCAGCAAACUGGAGGGCGAGUACACGCUCACCCUCAGGAAAGGAGGGAACAACAAGCUGAUCAAGAUUUACCACCGAGACGGGCGCUACGGUUUCUCAGAGCCGCUGACCUUCCUGUCUGUGGUGGAGCUCAUCAAUCACUACCGCCACGAGUCCCUGGCCCAGUACAACGCCAAGCUGGACACCAAGCUCCUGUACCCCAUCUCCAAGUACCAGCAGCUGGUGAAGGAAAACAGCAUAGAGGAGGUGGGAGAGCAGCUGAAGGUGUACCAUGAGCAGUACCAGGAGAAGAACCGCGAGUACGACUCCCUGUACGAGGAGUAUACGCGCACCUCACAGGAGCUGCAGAUGAAGCGCACAGCCAUCGAGGCCUUCAACGAGACCAUCAAGAUCUUUGAGGAGCAGUGUGAGACCCAGGAGCGCUACAGCAGAGAGUCUCUGGAGAGGUUCCAGCGCGAGGGCAACGAAAAGGAAAUCCAAAAGAUCCAGACCAACUCAGAGCGGCUGAAGUCUCGCGUGAAGGAGAUCCAUGACAGCAAGCGGAAGCUGGAGCAGGACUUAAGGCAACAGGUGUCUGACAACAGAGAGAUCGACAAGAAGAUGAACAGCCUGAAGCCGGAUCUCAUCCAGCUGCGCAAGAUCAGAGACCAGUACCUGAUAUGGUUGACACAGAAGGGAACGAGGCAGAAGAAGAUCAACGAGUGGCUGGGCAUCAAGAACGACGCAGAUGACUCCUACUCGCUGGAGGAGGACGAGGGCUCGCCCCACCACGAUGAGUGUACCUGGUACGUGGGCGACAUCAAGCGCACCGAGGCCGAGAACAUGCUGAGAGGGAAAUGCGAUGGAACCUUUCUCAUCCGCGAGAGCCAAUCGCAGAAGGGCUCCUACGCCUGUUCAGUGGUUGUGGAGGGCGACACCAAGCACUGCGUCAUCUACAAGACGGCCACCGGCUUCGGCUUCGCUGAGCCCUACAACCUGUACUCGUCCCUCAAAGACCUGGUGCUCCAUUACAAGAACGUCUCCUUGGUCCAACACAACGACCAGCUGAAUGUAAAUCUGGCCUACCCAGUCCUGGCCCGCUCUCAGAACCAGAACCAGCACCCCAGAUGAGUUCUCCACCAGCAGUGCAGGACGCCAGCCGGGGUGGGAAACGAGACUUUCACUCAUAUGCAUUGGGAACCAAUAAUCCCCUGGACAACGCUUGCUUGUGUGUUUAGAAGUGGCAGG
Messenger RNA from Stegastes partitus (bicolor damselfish), 3178 nucleotides. RefSeq names its product phosphoinositide-3-kinase, regulatory subunit 2 (beta) (gene pik3r2). Bases 860 to 3061 code for a protein of 733 amino acids. Gene Ontology annotation, biological process: insulin receptor signaling pathway; phosphatidylinositol phosphate biosynthetic process. The transcript is spliced from 17 exons. The record is from RefSeq and is a predicted model, not a curated record. Gene Ontology annotation, cellular component: phosphatidylinositol 3-kinase complex. Gene Ontology annotation, molecular function: protein binding; 1-phosphatidylinositol-3-kinase regulator activity. Lineage: Eukaryota; Metazoa; Chordata; Actinopteri; Pomacentridae.